Ostreococcus lucimarinus CCE9901 is the source of this 1106-nucleotide messenger RNA. RefSeq lists its product with no specific name. Bases 39 to 1106 code for a protein of 355 amino acids. Gene Ontology annotation, biological process: regulation of starch metabolic process; starch metabolic process. Gene Ontology annotation, cellular component: chloroplast stroma; starch grain. The record is from RefSeq and is a predicted model, not a curated record. Lineage: Eukaryota; Viridiplantae; Chlorophyta; Mamiellophyceae; Mamiellales; Bathycoccaceae. The transcript is spliced from 2 exons. Gene Ontology annotation, molecular function: starch binding.
CGGCGCGCCGCGAUCGCGCGACCCGGUCGCGCGACGAGAUGACGAUCGCGUCGCUCCGCCGCGCGUCUCCGCGCGCCGCGGCGACGCGCCGUGAACGCGCGACGACGACGACGACGCGAUCGCGCGGCGCGCGAUCGACGCGCGCGAUCGACGCGCGCGCGCGCCGCGGACGCGUCUGCGGCGGCGACGCACCGCGAGGAGACGUGCGAACGCGCGCGAAACCGCCGCAGCGCGACACGGGGAUCGCGAAAGAGGACGAGGCGUUCGAGGACGCGGACGACGAGGACGACGGCGCGGCGGGCGCGAGCGAGGACGGCGCGCGAGGCGGAAACCGGGAAACGUCGACGUCCGUGGAGGAGAAGGGAGGAAUGAAGACGACGCGAAAGCGAGGAUUCGAUCGUGGAGAAGGUGGGUAUCAGUCGAGGUGGUGGACGACGAAGAGAGAUUGCCCGGAUGGGCGAAGCGGAUCGAGCGAGACGCGGUGGGCGAAGUGCGAUUUUAGCGGUUACAAGGAGCUCGGGUUCGAGAAGAGCGGAUUUAACGACACGGGUGAGACGUGGUGGGAGACGUGGCGAGAGAUCUAUUGCCGGGAUGAUUUUACGGGCUGGUGGGAGCGGUACUACGCCAACGGCGCCGUCGAGCGAGGGGUGGAAAAGAGCGGGCGAGAGGUUCGACAGGCGUGGUGGGAGAAGUGGGGAGAGCAGUACGAUGGCGAGGGCGCGACGCUGAAGUGGACGGAUAAGUGGGCGGAGAACGGCAUGGGGAUGCGAUGGGGCGAUAAAUGGGAAGAGCGCCGAAGCAAGAUUGGCAGCGGACGCAAGAGCGGGGAGACGUGGCGCGUCGGUGAAGAUGGCGAACGGUUCAGCCGGACGUGGGGAGAAGUGUUAUCCCCCGAUGGUAGCGUGCGAAAGUUUGGGAACAGCACUACGGGGGAGAGUUGGGACACAACCGUGGUCGAGAACGUGUACUUUGACAAGAGCAAGCCGCCGACGUGGCAAGAGGUGUUGAGUUCGAGCGAACGCUUAAUGUCGAUAGAAUUGACGCCUGUGAGCCAAGACGACGACGACGACGACGAUAAGUGGUCGCUCGCGAGAAACGCGCCAUAA